GAGAGGGAGAGGCAGAGAGAGAGAGAGGGACAGAGGCGGAGAUUUGAGAGAGUUUUUUGUUAGAGGAAAAAGCAGAGAAUAAAAAGAGACCGGAUGUUGACAAAUUUCGUGUCACUGUUCUUAGAAGGUCGUUUGUUAGUGUGAAGAUUUCUUAUCUGGGAUCUCUCUUCGUCUCUCUCACUUUCUUUCUUCCAAAUUAAAUAUAGUAGUAGUACUACUCCCUUCCCCUCCCCUACUACUUUGUUUAUAUCAACAGUUAUUACUGUGGGGAGAAUUAGAAUUCCCUUCCUUUUUUUUUGUAUUUUCAUUAAUAAAAACUCCCUUCUCUCUCUAAGACUGCUGCCUUUUCUCUUUCUAGAGAGAGACUGAGAGGGCGUGGCCCAGCAGAUCGAAAUCUCCAAUUCUUAGUUAGAGUUUGAUGAGGAUCUGUGCAUCUUCAAUGGAGUUAUCAUAAACACUCAAUUAAUUGCUAUUUCACAAUUAUUAGUGAGAAAAAGCCUCAGAAUUCAAUCCAUGGGAGCAGGUCGCUUCAAGAUGCGGGUCUGAGGAAUGGGAACAAAAGUAGAUAGCAAGAGCUAUUUUCCGGGAUAUUACUCCAUGAGAGAUCUUAAUGAGGAUUCUAGCAGUAGUAGCUGGCCCAUUUGUUACGGUGAUAAGGCUAUCUCAAACGGGCAAUAUUACAAUGGCUUCAUGCCUAGGACAGCAAUGGAUGGUUAUCCUGGGUAUGGCAAGGAUGCAUUGAAGCAGACAAUGCUUGAACACGAGGCUGUUUUUAAGAAUCAGGUUUCUGAACUCCACCGUGUUUACCGGAUCCAGAGAGAUAUGAUGGAAGAAUACAGAAGGAAAGAACUACGCAGAAUCCGACCAUCUAUAGAGCCAUUGUCAUCAUCAAGUCUCGGAGGGCCUCAAGUGGCAUUAGAAGAAGCUCGGAAAUGGCACAUGACGGGCUUUCCUAUGUUGAAUUCUAAUUAUGAAAGAACAUCUAUCUCGGGGGUUGAAAUCACUAAUUCUCCUAUGAGUUGUACGAAAGGGAACACCAAUGUGCAACCUGGUCAGUUCCCAUUCCAGAAUGGGUCUUCUUCUGUAAAAGACUCUGAACUGUUGGAUUCAAGACCAAUGAAGGUGAGGAAGAAGUUGUUCGAUCUUGAACUACCAGCAGAUGAAUACAUUGGUACUGAUGAAGGCAAAGAGUCACCGGAUUGCAAAGGCUCGGAUGUAUCAAGUUAUGCUCCUAACGAAAAUCUAAAAAGUGGACCUGAAACUCAGAAGUUAUCUCCUGUCGGGCAUAUUGGAGCAACAACUGAAUGUAGGAUAGAUGCCUCAGCUUCUGGUUCUUGUUUGAGGAACCCUAUUAUGUUGGCUGAUCUGAACGAACCCAUUGAUGUUGAAGAGGCAACUGCUCCUUCGUCGACGAAUAUCUUUGGUCAUGGUUCUAUCAACCGACAUACUAAUGGUGUGAAUCAGCAUGCCAUGUCGAAUGCAGGCUAUUUAGGUGCAAAUGCCAAAACAGUAAAUUACCGGGAAGGUCUUUUGACCAAUUCUUCUGUUGAGAGUAAAGCUAAUGAGAGAGGACCUCUCUCCCAUAUCUAUGAAGCAGGGUCCAGCAGAAGUAAGUUCGAUUCAUUAACUCCCAGUCUUCAGCAAGAUAAGUCUCAUCCAGUGCAAUGCAUGCUCAAUCCACACGAUCAAACUCCUGGAAUGUAUCUAACUCGACAUAGUCAAGAAGACUCUUGGAGGGAGGGAGCCCACCAUCAUCUAGAAUCUUCUGAUAGAAGUCGUGAUCAGUCCAAUAAUAGAUUCAUGGGACCCCAUAUGGCUUCUCACACCCCUGGUUCAGACCCAUUCUUUAGUUCGUCUUAUUAUUCUGGCACCUGGGCUCAUGGCGUCCCAUCCUGGGCGAAGCCUGCUAAAAGCUUUACUCAGAAAAUAACAGCAGCAGAUUCACGUCUGAACCCAGCUGCAGCAAUGGAUCGAGGGGUGCAGAUUUCAGGAGAGCCUGUCUCAUCCUGGGUGAAGCCUGCUAAAUGCUUUACUCAGAUGAUGACCGCGACGGAUUCAUCUCUGACCCAAGCUGCAGCAUUGGAUCGAGGGCUGCAGAUAUCAGCAGAGUGGCAGAAACAUUGUGGAGGAAAUCGGCGCGUGGGUGACGACUUCAUGUUGAACCCUGGUUUGGGAGGUGAACUGUCAACAUGGAAUGGGUUUUAUCACGGAUCUGCCUCGGGGUCGAAAGAAAUGAAAGCUCACAUGCCCUCAUCGGGCUUUGAUUACCGUAACUGCAGUAGGGGCAAAAAUGUAGUAUCUGAUCGCAUGACUAGUCAUGGAUAUGGGCAUUUUCCAAGAGGAUCCUCGUUUGCAGAUUCAAAACCUCCACUAGAUAUUAACUUGAACGAGGUGGUUUCAAAGAGCUCGUAUAAUGAGGUAAUGGUCCUUCCAGAUGUUGCUACAGUCGAUGACAAAACUAAGCCUGAGGGCUACCGAUCUUCAUUGCCCUGGCUUAAUAACAAGCCAGCCCGUGCUAAUGAUGCUGCGAAUUCUAGAAGCUACGUCAAAGAUUUUUCCAAUCAAUUGUCUUGUAAGACCGAAACAGUUAGAGAUCUCAAUGAGCCAUUCACCCCAAUAAUUGAGUUGGAUUCGAGUGAGAUGAAGACAACCAGGAACCAGAAUGUUAAGAAAAUUCUGGGGUUCCCCAUUUUUGAAGCAGGUGAUCUGAAAAAUGAGCCCUUUUCUCAUGUUUCCAACUCGGCAAGUUUUAGUUGCCCUCGUGAUGGAAAUGGUGUUGUUAAAGAAAGGAAGAAUAGAGUAAUAGAUAUAAACCUAGAGUGUGAACCUGAAGAAGAGGCUGUGGAGAAAGAAAAGCAGACAAAAUGUGGCGUUGUCAGAGACUUCAUCGAUUUGAACUCGUGUAUAACUGACUGUGAAGAUGCUUUAGCACCUUCUUACGAAAGCAAGACUGUCAAAGGUAAGGUGAUUCUUGAUAUAGAUUUGGAAUCUCCUGUUCUUCCGGAGAAAGAGUCCAACGAGGAUGCUGCGGGUGCAGCAGUAUCCUUACUGUUGGAGAAUAAAACCAAUUCAUCACAGGACGAAGCUCUUAGAACUGCAGCUGAAGCAAUCGUUGCCAUGUCAUCAUCCUGUACGAAAAUCCAUCCAGAGGAGAGUGACGGUAUUGAUAUUCUGGAAGCUUCCUUGGCAGAAUCGUUCAUGUUGUUUGUCAAUGCUGUUUCCUCGUGUCCAGAUGAAAGCAUGUCCACAGAUAAGGAUGGCUCGCCAAAGGACUUAUCUGAGGAGAUGGAUGAUUUCGAGGCAAUGACAUUGCAGAUACCAGAGACAGGGGAGGAAGAUUACAUGCCAACGCCCUUCGUCCCUGAGCUCCAGAAGAAUGAAGAGGCGGGGGGCAAUACAGUGACAAGGCCCCGAAGGGGUCAGGCGAGGAGAGGGAGGCAGCGGAGGGACUUUCAAAGGGACAUCCUUCCCGGUCUGACAUCUCUGUCGCGCCAUGAGGUGACUGAGGAUAUCCAAACAUUUGGGGGUAUGAUGAGAGCCACGGGGCAUCACUGGGUUUCGGGUCUGGCCAGAAGAAAUGGCACCAGAAAUGGGGGUGGACGGGGCAGGAGACGAGCUGUGGUAGAGACGGUCCCUGCUGCGGUUCCAACUCCAACUCCAACUCCAACUCCACUGAUACAGCAACUCAACAGCAUAGAAGCUGGUUUGGAGGACAGAAGCCUAACAGGGUGGGGGAAGACGCCGAGACGCCCCAGACGACAGAGAUGCCCUGCAGCAGGUAACCCUACUGCUGUGGUGUUAACUUAAUAAUUGAGAGAGAGAAAAAGAGUAUCAUUCCUUUGUUGAUCAUACAGAAGAACACAGGAGAUGAGGGACUUUGUUUCAUCACUUUAUGUGUGAGAGAGAGAGAGAGAGAACUGUGUUGCGGUCUUGGUAAUUUGUCUUGUAAAUGUCAUUGCAUCUCUUCAUAAUUUGUGUUUUGGUGAUUUGUGUCUUUGAGUUACUCCAACUUGUAGAAAUAAUCUUGCUUGAUUUUAUAUACACGGAUUUGUUUCGAAUUAAUACAAGUAAUCUUCUUUUAUA
Molecule: messenger RNA, 4083 nt
Organism: Salvia hispanica
Lineage: Eukaryota; Viridiplantae; Streptophyta; Magnoliopsida; Lamiales; Lamiaceae
Source: RefSeq, a predicted model, not a curated record